CAUCCCAUUUAUGCCGGUGGCUGUAAGUGCUGCUGAACACAGAGAGACACACAGUUGAAUGAGACAUAGAGCAGGAGGCCUCAUGUGUUUUACUUACUUCUUGUGAUCUGUUAAAAGUAACAGCACAACAACAGCACUCAGAAACUUCUUGUUCUCACCUCCAGGACCGUGCUUCACAUCUUAAGAGUGUGAUUUUUUUACUCAUCACCUGUUGAAGACACAGAGAAUGUUGCUCAGGUUGAUUUUUUGCAGCAAAAGCCUCUCCUGAAUGUGUUCAACAGCCAACUAUGUUCUCCCUCUGAGGAGAACCUGUGAGGCAGCAGCUACGCCAGGCAGGCUGUGUGGAGGAGUGUCCAUGCAAACUAAUUUCCCUGGAGUCAGGUCUCAUGGAGCUCCUCAGGACACGGAGAUGGAUGUGGCCUGGCAGGAGCUGAUGGCCAUCACAGAGUUGCAGGAGUUUGAAGUCCCCAGUGAAGGUUCCUAUGAAACAUCACAGUACCAAACCAUGGAGCCGAUGGCCCCUGUGGGAGAGUAUGGGAUAUCUCAGCCCCAUCCCGAGCCUCCUCCUCCUCCUCCUGCUUGCGAGAUGAGCACCGCCGCUGACAACUAUGAUGGAUGUUAUUCUGAAGAGGUGCCAACCUGUCAUCGUCUAGGCAGCAACACAGAAGCAAUGUAUGGAAACUCUGAAUCUCAGCUGAGUCAAAGAAUGCUCCCCAUCUCUCACGCUCAGCCCUCUCUCAUGGCGCUUAGGGAACCAAUGAACAUGUCAGGUACCAGCCAAGGGCACAGGAGAGCCAACGCCUGCCUCUCUCAGGGUUUAAGUCGGCACAUGCUCUGGACUACACAUGGACAAAGCGCACGCGCUCGCUCAGCUGAUGAUAUGGAAUCGGACUCUGGUCUGUCUCUGGGUUCUAGUCCACCUCUGGCCUCCCCAGAUAAUCCUGCAGGUGGUGCACCAGGCUACCAGAGCGUAGACAUAGGCAUGACGUACAGCGAUGGCGAACAUGACAGCAUGAACGAGCAUGCCAGAAGAGCACACAUCCAUUACUCUAUGGACUACCAGAGUCAAUCUCACUCAUAUUUACACUCAGGUGCACAACCAUCUUAUUUUUCACCACAACCCAAUUUAUGUCAUGCACAACAAAGUAGUCUGACUCUUCGGUCAGUGAAACAGCAGGGUCCUGCUGCAGUUUUGAGUGACCUGUACAAUGAUUCUGCAAUGUCCAGCAGAGGGAGCUCACAGCACAACAUGUACACAAAACCACAAGGGAGCAUCUCCACUCCUGCGCCGCUGAGCAGGGAUGAACGGCGGGCCAUGGCUCUGAAGAUCCCCUUCCCCAUGGAAAAGAUUAUCAAUCUACCUGUGGAUGACUUCAAUGAGCUUCUGACACAGUAUACUCUGACAGAUACUCAACUAGCGCUGGUCAGAGACAUUCGACGGAGGGGGAAGAACAAGGUGGCAGCUCAGAAUUGCAGGAAGAGGAAGCUGGAAAGCAUAAUUCACCUUGAAAGAGAACUGAACCAGCUGCAGGCCCAAAGAGAGCACCUGGCACAGGAGAGGCUCGAGUUCCAGCGGAGCCUAGCGUUCAUUAAAUGUCGCCUCACAGACCUCUAUGCAGAAGUGUUUUCUCACUUAAGAGAUGAAGAUGGACAACCAUACUCAAUAGAUGAAUAUUCCCUACAACAGACACCUGAUGGUAAAAUAUACUUGGUACCUCACAAUGCAAAAGAAAGAGCAAUGCUUAAGAAUUGGGAGUAGUGUCAUUAUUUAUACUUCCUAACAUAUACUACCUGACUGUGCCAACUGAAAGUACUUUAACCAGCUGGAAGUCACAUGCUUAGUUCAUGUGGUUAUGACCUACCCCUUAUGUUAAACUUGUCAUUCAUGUAUUAAAGGACACUUUCAUAGCCUUUCAAUUGACUGAAACCACAGCAGAAUGUUUUGUAAAAAAAAUACUUUAUUAAAAAAAGGUUUUAAAAAAAUAAAAUUCACUGCACAGCAGUCUUCCAUUGAGUUAAAAAAAAAAUCUUCAGCACCAGCAUUGUUCAGCUAACCUGUCCAAAAAGGAAAAAGAAUAAGGUUAAAUAAAGACCAACUGAAAUUGUGAUAAAUGUGCAAAGUUUUGAUUUGUACCUGACUGAGCCAUUGUCACUGAAAUGAAGUCAGAUUUUAGGGGCAAUGUGCCUAGAAAGCAGAAACACAAGAGUGAGUAAAAACAGUCUUUCCCAAAUAAAUAAAGGUGUUGAUUUUUGUUCACAGCAUGCAAUAUGUUGGACCUCUAUGCACAAUUAGAGAGGCCAAUUUUACCAGUCAACAUUGGUGCAAGUCAUAAAACUUGUUUACGGUUACGUCAUUACUGGGCUACACAGCUCGCUACCAGCUACAUGACAAAAGCAACAUAUACUAUCAGUAGUUGAGAAGUCUGGUCUUACCUACAGACAGCAUUUAAGCCUUUUGGCAGAUGCUAGCCUCAGGCCUCUUUUCUCACUCUCCCCUGCUUCAAUGAUCCUGGCGAUGGUUUUGCUACUUCUCUCCCUCAGCUUGCUUCCAUGGCUAGCCUUAAAGACUUUGCAUGUAAGCUAGCAUCCUCCAGAUGAUCUUUGCAGAAAUCAGGGUAGAGUCUGUACCAAGUGAUGGGCUCUUUACGAUGAUACCCUUUGCACACCUCUUUUUAUUCCUCAACCAGUAUUGUACAUGUACCGAUUUGAGUCGUGUAUUAUGUAGUGACUAGUGCAGGACUGCUCACAUCACAAAAAAGUGUUUUUUCAGACUCCUCACAUGACAUAAAAUUAUGUCCCUGAACCCCACCUUGUGCAGUAGCUAACAGUGAACCCUCCCUUUCCCAAACCACUGAAGAGGCUAACGAGACUUUUAAAAAAAAAAAACUGAAAGAUGGUUUAUUUCAGCUUGAUUUGAUGCAGUUACAAAGAAAACCAUACUUAAAAGAGCUACAUGAAACCUCAAUGGAAUGCUUGAUUUCCAGAAACACAGUUUGAUUUAAAAAAAAAAAAAAAAAAAAAAAAGACAACACAAAAAUGUUUAAAUGAAGGCCCUCCAUGAUUUAUCUACUGUA
Messenger RNA from Amphiprion ocellaris (clown anemonefish), 3074 nucleotides. RefSeq names its product nuclear factor, erythroid 2 (gene nfe2). NCBI's taxonomy places the organism in Eukaryota, Metazoa, Chordata, Actinopteri, Pomacentridae. The record is from RefSeq and is a predicted model, not a curated record. The transcript is spliced from 4 exons. Gene Ontology annotation, cellular component: nucleus. Gene Ontology annotation, biological process: regulation of transcription by RNA polymerase II. Gene Ontology annotation, molecular function: DNA-binding transcription factor activity, RNA polymerase II-specific; RNA polymerase II cis-regulatory region sequence-specific DNA binding. Bases 269 to 1759 code for a protein of 496 amino acids.